AUGUAUGACCAGAUCAACAACGAUGGGAACGGCCUGAAGGGUCCUAAGGAUGUCACCGGUGUUCUGUUGAAGUUGCAGUACCUCAUGCGACUCUGCUUUUUGAAGGAAGCCCAUGUGCGCAUGAACGCAGCUAGUUCACAAGACCUCGAACUUGCUGAGCACGUAAAAGCGCAAAAGCAGUGGUUCUUUGCAGUGGCUGACUCUCCCUUCACGUCCAUAAAAGAGUACCAGCAACGUGCUUCUAGACUCGUCUUCUCCAUGCCGGGGAUACGGCAUUUCAUAUGGAAGGCUGACACCACGUCGCCCACUCUCGUCUUGCCAGAUGGGGAGCUGUCGUUGCAGGCGCUCUCAGGCUGUCUAACCGCUAUACAAGGUCGCGCUCGCACUCUCCUGACUGAGAGGCUUCUUUUCGGCCAUCCAUUCCUUAUUGACCUUGAGUCCUUGAAAAACGACUGGACCAACGAAACAGCGGGAUACUCGCUGUUCAGCGAUCCGCGGAAUCAAGCCUGUUUUGGUCCCUCUGAUGCUCUCGCACGUCACAUCUAUGGGAUGUCCGCCUUGCGGAACAGAUUCAUAGCAUCUUCAGGCCAAGCGAAGCUUCUAUGA
Molecule: messenger RNA, 606 nt
Organism: Dichomitus squalens LYAD-421 SS1
Lineage: Eukaryota; Fungi; Basidiomycota; Agaricomycetes; Polyporales; Polyporaceae
Exons: 2
Coding region: 1-606 (201 amino acids)
Source: RefSeq, a predicted model, not a curated record